CAGAGUCUAGUUUGCGCGGUUUAAACGCGCCAGUGGCUGUUUACCGUGUUUAACAAGCACAUUAUGAGACAGUUCACGCUUGGUUCCAAGAGCAGAACCGACGCUCAUGGAACCGGGAGCGGGAGCCGCGUGCGCGCGCAGCGGGUCGUCAUGGAAACCGUCUGUUUACGGUCCUCCGCGGAACAUGAUGAAGCUCAAACGGUUCCUUCUCAGAUAUUACCCGCCAGGAAUCAUGCUGGAAUAUGAGAAAGGAGGAGAGCUGAAAACCAAGUCCAUAGACCUCCUGGACCUGUCGCCUGAGACCGACACUGAGAAACUGGUCGCAGUGAUAAGGGAGACGGAACCGCUCAUCACAGAAUCCCGUACAGCUCAGCUCAAGCAACUCAUUUGCAGACUGCAGGAGAAGCUGAGCCAACAGGAUGAUGGCAGGUUCUACCUGUUCAAGACACUGCAGGCCCAUAUCCUGCCACUGACAAAUGUCGCCUUCAACAAGUCGGGGUCAAGAUUCAUCACUGGCAGCUAUGACAGGACGUGUAGGAUAUGGGACACCAUUUCAGGGGAGGAACUGCAAACUCUGGAGGGCCACAAGAAUGUAGUCUACGCUGUCGCCUUCAACAACCCUUACGGAGACAAGGUGGCUACGGGAUCGUUUGACAAGACCUGCAAGCUCUGGUGUGCAGAAACAGGCAAAUGUUUCCACACGUACCGUGGACACACUGCAGAAAUCGUGUGUCUUGCCUUUAACCCGCAAAGCACUGUGAUGGCAACAGGAAGCAUGGACACCACAGCAAAACUCUGGAACAUUGAAACAGGAAUGGAAAUGGCCAUGCUAGAAGGCCAUUCAUCUGAAGUCGUCACUCUGUCAUUCAACACAGAUGGGAACCAGCUGGUCACCGGUUCUUUUGACCACACAGCAUCUCUGUGGGAUGUGGUGUCAGGAAGGCGUGUGCACAUGCUGAUUGGACACACAGCAGAAAUCAGCAGCGUGCAGUUCAACUGGGAUUGUUCACUCAUCGCCACCGGAUCCAUAGACAAGACCUGCAAAGUGUGGGACAUGCGGAACAUGAAGUGUAUGGCCACACUGGGAGGUCACCAGGCUGAGGUGCUGGACGUGUGUUUCAAUUACACAGGCCAGCUCAUUGCCACAGCCUCUGCUGACGGAACAGCUCGGGUGUACAGUGCAGCCACGGGCCUCUGCAUUGCCCGCCUAGAGGGACACGAUGGAGAGAUCUCCAAGAUCUGCUUCAACCCCAAGGGCAGUCACAUCCUGACAGCCAGUGCAGACAAAACUGCAAGGCUGUGGGAUGUGGCAUCUGGCUCAUGUCUGCAAGUUCUGGGAGGACACACCGACGAGAUUUUCUCUUGCGCCUUCAAUUACGAAAGUGACAUCAUUAUCACAGGCAGUAAAGACAACACGUGCAAGAUCUGGAGGAUGCAGUGGAGGGAUGAUGUUGAGCAGUAUUACCUCUAACAAAGGACACAAUGCAGGAAAAUAUCCAGUAUUAUAAGCUGUGUUUUCCUCACCUUGGAUUUUUUUUCUGUUUUUAUGAUAUUGAAAUAGGUCUCUUAACAUUUCUGAUGGUUUUAUUUUUGCACAUGAGCACUGCACUAGAAUUACUAAAUGUGUAAUGUGUGUGUUUGUGUGUGUUAAUUGCUAGUUCACUGGUUGCUCAACUUGGAAAAACAAUUGGGAUCAGAAGUCUGGAAAUGAUUUUGUUCAUAACUCCAAGUUCACCGUUUCCCCAAAUCACAGUUAAUAAAAGCCAAACAAUACUAUAAUCCUUUGCCUUAC
This is a messenger RNA of Scleropages formosus (Asian bonytongue), 1792 nucleotides long. It is a transcript of the gene daw1, whose product is annotated as dynein assembly factor with WDR repeat domains 1. Gene Ontology annotation, molecular function: protein binding. The record is from RefSeq and is a predicted model, not a curated record. The coding region runs from base 107 to 1471 and encodes 454 amino acids. The transcript has 13 exons. Lineage: Eukaryota; Metazoa; Chordata; Actinopteri; Osteoglossiformes; Osteoglossidae.